Messenger RNA from Caenorhabditis angaria, 5618 nucleotides. The record is from the annotation of a GenBank genome assembly. Lineage: Eukaryota; Metazoa; Nematoda; Chromadorea; Rhabditida; Rhabditidae.
AUGGGAACCUUACAAACCGAUUUGAAUUCCGCAUUAUACGCGGUCAAACAAAAAUGUGUGGAUUUAGACGAACGCAUUCAAAUUGAGGAUACGGUAAUUAUUGAUUUUUUCUCUAAUUUUCCAUUUCAAUUCAAAAAAAAAUCAAUAUAUUACUUACAGAAGCCAAUAAAUCGUGGACGUGGAUUUUUGGGUGUCAAAAGAUACAUUUACGCUCUAACGACACAGGUAUUUUUCUGGUGGGAAUAUUUUGGAAGUUGGAAUUUUCUUUUGUUGAUAAAAGAAUUCCAAAAUUUUUGGGCGAAGAGUCAUAAAAUUGUUUGUUAUCAGGAAAAAAUUUGUGGUAUUAAACAUUUAGACAAAAGAAUUAAUUAGUCAUCAAAAAUUAUAAAGUGGAAUGUUUGGGGAACCUUAAAAUUACCUUAACUUGAUCUUUAAAUAUAUCAUCUCUGAAGUUACCUUAUUUUUGAGGGACCUUAAAAUUUGCCUUACACCGGAAAUUAUCCUUAAAAGUUACCCUGAAUCCCUUUUUUUCCAGAACAAAAAUGAGAGACGUGGAAGAAGUUUGACACGUGUCUACAUGGAGCAAAAAUAUUUUCGAAGCAAAUCGGCUCCGACAUCGGACCAAGUUCAAAGACAGGAAGAUUAUUCACAGGAUUAUGGGUGAGUAGAUUCAGAGUUUUGGUCUCAAAUUGUAGCGCAAAAAAUUUCAAAACUAAAAAAAUAUUCAAAAAUGUUAAAAUUCACUGUUUCAAAAAUUAGAUACAAACUUUGUCCAUUAUUUUUCAUCAGUUUUAAAUAAUAUCUUGUUCCACCGUUAAAAUAAAUUCACUGUUUCAAAAAUGGUACUAAAAAUUUUCAACUUUAUUUUUUUAUUUAUCAGUUUCAAAUUUGGAAAAAAAUGUAUUUCGAGAAUUUUUUCUCCAGCUAUCAGUUUGCAAAAUUUUUUAUGAAAAAAAUUCACUGUUUCAAAAAUUUGAUAGGAAUUUAUCAUUUUUUUUGUUUUCAAUGGACUAGUGCAGUUGAUGAAAAAAUUGAAACAAAAAUUCAAAUAUUUAAUCUUAUAAAUUUUCGAUAAAUCGAAAUUUACUGAUUUUCUUUUAAAAAAUCUACUGUUUCAAAUAGUUUAUGUCAGAUUAUCGAUUAUUUCAAUUUUCAAUACAUUCAAAAAAAUGAAAGAAAAAACUCAGUUUUUAAUUUAGAGCAAAUAGAACCUUUUUCGAAAUUUUUUCAAACCAACGCUUUUCAAAUUCCCGAAAAAUUCCCCAAAUCCCUCCUCCAUUUAUCUAACCUGAGCAAUCCCCUAAAUCUUUCAGACCAAACGGCGAUCUCCGUCUCGAAUUCACCGAAACCAUCAGUGCUCCCCUUUCCGAACUCAUCAAAGAAGACGAAUCACACGCAAAUCUCGUCGCAAAUCGUCUCCCCGAAGGUCACACUGAUUGGAAUCAUGAACUUCUAGUCUUCGAAGAAGAUGGAACAUCAGGCCGUCUUGAAGAUCGCAAAUUAAUCUUGCGAGCCGGUGACAACAUUCAAGGAGACAACGAGUUAACCGAAGUGGCCGAUUAUAUUUCUCAAAAAUUCUCAACAUUUUUCGGCGAGCAAAUUGAAGAGAUCAAAGUGAACAUCUCAAAAGAUCUCUCAAAAAGUUUGACGCAUUUGAACAGUGUUGAAGUUCGCAAUUUGGAAGCCUCCAAGAACGUUCAAAACACAACAACAUCACUCGGUGAUUUAUUCACAAUUGAAUCCAAACAUGAAUAUGAAUCACAAUACGGUAGAUAUACAAGUGGAUACGGUAGAUAUGGAGGAGGACCGAAAUAUGUUGAACAUAUUUAUACAACUCCAACAAAGAUUUAUGAUCGAAAUAAGAAAAUUGAGAAGAGAUCGAGUUUUGUGCCAAAAACUGAAGUGGAAAUGCCGGUGGGAUAUCAUAGUUAUUAUAAUCCGGCACAAUUUGUGUAUUCGAAUCCUUAUUCGUAUUAUAGUGGAAAUCUCACAAGGCCUCUGCAUUAUACAUACUCGCAGGUUAGUUAGUUGGGCUGGGCUUAGGCUUAGGCUAAGUCUUGCUCAUAAUCCCAGAGCACUCGGGCUUUCGGCUGAGAUCCUUAAGGCUCUGUAUAGCUCUGCAAGGCUCUGCAAGACUGUGCAAGAAUAUGAAAAGCCCUGCAAUUUAGGCUUAGGGUUUUUUACACUCGCGCAGAGCGCUCGAGCUUUUGGCUAGGGUUGCCUGAGGUCCCUAAGGCUCUGUAUAGCUCUGCUAGGCUCUGCAAGAGUUUGCAAGGCUCUGCUAGGCUUUACCAGGCUUUACUAGGCUCUACAAGGCUCUGCAGGGCUAUGAAAGGCUGUGCAAGGAUAUGCAAAGCUCUGCAAGGCCCUGCAACUUAGGUUUGGGAUUUUUUUUAAAUUUAGGCUUAGGCCAAUUUACACUCCCGCAGAGCGCUCACUAGGGUUGCUUAAAGUCCUUAAGGUUCUGUAUAGCUCUGCAAGGCUCUUUACACUCCUUUUUACUCCCUAAGGCCCCCGAAGCCUUCUAAAUGCAAUUUUUCCAGGAUCGCUUCGAAAAAUAUUCGGACUAUGGUGGUAGCGGACGUCAAAGUCGAGUUCAAGAAGAACCUCCAGCUCCAGAGCCAGAGCCAAUUAUCAUUGAGCCCGUCGCAAAACCACCAACUCCUGAACCAGAACCCGAGCCAGAACCAAUUGUUAUCCCAGAGCCCGAGCCUCUCCCCCUUCAUCGCUCGAACUUCGAAAUCGUCUCCGAGCCAUUCAUCACUCGAACCUAUCCUGAUUACUACGAUAAAUCCACGCAACUUAUUCUAACUCGUGCUCAAGAACAUGAACAUCAAAUUUUGGAGCUUCAACCGGUUUAUGAUGAGCCUUAUGAAGUGCAAGAAGUUAUUGAAACUUUUGACGAGGAACCGAUUUAUGAUGAGAUUCCGGUGCAAAAAGAGCCCGAGCCAGAGCCCGAACCACCUAGAGCUCUUUUCCGCUCUCAAGACAUCGAGCACAUCGAGUAUCUUCCCGAAUUCCCAGCUCUGCCACCUCCCGCUCCACCCAGAUCACCAACGCCACCACCAACCUACGACGAGUUGCCACCCUCUCCCCCACCUUCACCCGCUCCCGCUCCCCGUCAUCUCAAUGAUAUCUACGUUGGCCAAGAUGCCAUCUCUGUCUCGUUAUCGCCGAGUUUCGGCGUUUCGGAAGAUCAAAAACAUCUCGGGUUGGAGAAGAGUGUGUUGGUGAGAGUCAGAGAGAUGGAGGAGGCGGCGAGAGACGCAGAGGCGGCUAGAGAACGAGAGUAUGCCGAGAAACGAGCGAGAUAUGAGGAAUUGCAAUUGGAGAUCAGACAGAAUCGACCGGUUUAUGAGGAAGAGAUAGAGAGUGAGUUAGAGAUGCAGAGGACAUUGCUCAGAUCAGAGAAGAAUUAGAAAACUAGAGUGGUUAGGGACGCAGAGAAAUAUAGCAUUUCUCAUGUUAAACGAGGAUUGCUCAUGUUAGCGGACUAGUUUCCCAAAUACCUUGAAAACCUAGUCCCCUAAUCUCAAAAAAAUCUAACAUUGCUCAUAUUAUAAAUAUUCAGAACCUCAAAAAUAUCAAUCGGUGUCCACCGUAAAAGCGCGGUGCGACAAACGAAAAUCGCCCAAGCGUAAGUUUCUCGCUUCAAACUACAGUAGUUUAGCUACAGUAACCUGAUGUCCGAAGUACUGUAAUCUUGUCUGCAAGAUUAUGAGAUUACGGUCAUUUUGAGACCAAAUAAGGGUGGGUUACUGUAGGUAAUCGGCUUUCAAUUUUUAGUUAUGCUUCCCGGGUCUUACAGCGACUACAGUAACCUUAGUGACCGUAAUCAUUUGAUAGAGAAGAUUACCGUAAUUUUAAAACUAAAUGAUGCUGGGUUACUGUAAGUGGUGUACUGUAGGUACAGUAGACAAGCUUGUUUUCUUUAGUUAUGCCUAGAAACUAAAAAUGCUUUUUGGGUCUCCCGGCGAAUACAGUAACCCUUGGUCAAAAUUACGGUAGUCAGGGUUACUGUAUUUUCUUUGUCCGACCGUAAUCCAAUCAAUAUUUCCAGGCAAAAACACACCAGCUCCACCUGCACCUGAAAAACCGAGAAGAACCUGGGUUCCACCGCCAAAACUCGAUGAAUUCCCAGAAGAACAUAAAGAUGACAGUGAGUUAGGGAAACUCCCACAAAAGCUGAUCAAACUACAAACUUUUUUUGCAGAACCUUUGGGCCCAAUAAUAUUCCACGAAUUGAUGUAUAAUGAUAGUUAUUUGGCGAAAAUCUAUCAUGAAGAGCACAAUUUGCAAAGACCAAUUAGUCGACCUGUGAGUCGAGCAAUCAGUCGGCCAUCUACACCUGGUUUCGAGAUUCAGCACAUCGAUUUUCCGCGACAAGAUCCAUCUAGUGUUGCUCAAGAUGAAAAUGUGCGAUUUGAUGAUAUUCAUAGUCGAAUUGAGAAAUAUAAUGCAUAUGGAGAUCAAGAUUCUCAUAAUUAUCACAUUGAGAAGGUUUCUGAUGUGAUUUAUGAUAUUCCUCACCAUGAAAUCAUCGAAGUGCAGGUUUGUAGAAAAAAAAAUGAAAAAAGAAAAAGAAUUGCAUCGACCGGGAAUCGAACCCGGGCCGCCCGCGUGGCAGGCGAGCAUUCUACCACUGAACCACCGAUGCUUGAGAGUCUCGCCGUUGAUUUUCAUUUUUAUAGCCGCCUCUCGCGCCGUCUAUUCCUCCUCCUCAAGCAGUGGCGAGAAAUAGUGAGUUGAAUAAGAGAGACGCAGAGAAAAAAGAGAGAAAUUUGUUCAGAUUCGUUAAAAAGAGACAAUGCACCGCCACCGUUGGUUUUCCACCACGAAGAACACGAAGAAGAAACACACCGUGUAGUUGUUGAAGAGUCAAGAGUUUCAGCGGUUGAAGUGGGACACGUGAAGAAUUUGAGCAAAUUGUUUAGGUGAGGUUGGGGGACGAGGUUUUGCAGAUAAAAAACUAGUCCAGGGGGGGGAUGAAAUUUCGACAGGGGUAAAAAAUUAUAUUACUGUAGCUCAUCGCGCGAAAAAAAAAUUAUUUAAGUUUCGAAAUGUUAGCGCCAGAUGAGAAGAUUACUGUAGCCUGGUGUUUUUCCGCGAAAUUUUCCGAAUUCGAAUUUUUCAGCCACCCAGACGCCAAGCCAAUCACCACAGAACAAGUGAUAUAUCGUGUGAGAACAGUUCCACACGGACAUGUUCUCCAAUCACAAUCUCAAUCUCAUCCAAAAACCAAAACACUUCGCCGAAUUCCAUUGGAUGAAGUUGAGCUAACUCAUCAACAUCUACACCACGAAAUCCACCAUCAUCAUAACAAUGAUCAACAUAUUUCGGCAGCGAAUUCACCUCAAGCACAUAUAAAAACAACAAGAAUUCAUGAAGAAAUUAAUGGAAAUGUUGUGAAAGAUGUCGUUUUUCGAGAUGAUGAACCAGUUGUGAAAGUUAGAAAAGUUUAUCGAGCUGUUCUUGAUGGGUUUGUCUGAAAUUCUAGCUAAAAAAAAUAUAAAAGUGAAUUUUCCAGUGACCAUGAAUCCUCAAUCCUCUCUCCUCCAUUAUCACACCCAGGCGAAGAUUUCGAGCCUCUCUACGAUGUUCCAAAUGACGCCACCUGA